Messenger RNA from Trichogramma pretiosum, 1726 nucleotides. RefSeq lists its product as uncharacterized. The coding region runs from base 32 to 1726 and encodes 564 amino acids. The record is from RefSeq and is a predicted model, not a curated record. The transcript is spliced from 4 exons. Lineage: Eukaryota; Metazoa; Arthropoda; Insecta; Hymenoptera; Trichogrammatidae.
GUGCAAAAAAUGCAAUUUGAGCAUUUGCAAAAUGUGUCCGGCCUGCAACAGCGCCGAGAGAGCCGAUCGACCCAGAGCCAGCCUGAACAAUUACAAGCGCAGAAGAAGAAACCCGAGCAAACGAACUCACGGGUACAAAAACGACGAUUUGACGAUAACGUCGGAUUCGGACGCCACCUACUCGACCUGCGAACGAAAAAAAAUCAUCAGAUCGAACAAAUUAAGAAGCUGCCACAGAUGCAAGAAGGUAAUUCUCGACAAGGAGUACGACGACGAGGACGAAUCGUUGAGCAGCAGCACGAGCGAUCAGACUUUAUGCAGCGAGAGAUCCAAGUACACGUGCUACUGCAGCAAAAAUCAUUCGCACGAGGACUUGACCUUCGGAUCGAGAACGAAAGACAAGAGGACGGUCGAGGACAGCGAGCUCGAGCGAUUUCGCGGCGGCAACGACGAGUGGAACACGCUGGGCUCCUCCGCCUUCGGACAAAAGUCGACGUCGAUCGGCGACGAGACUCGCUCGUCUCUCGUAGCGGCUGAUUUCAUCGAAAAUUUCAAGCACUUGAAAAUCGAGAAGCUGCGCGACGGCCUCGAGCGCCUGAAGAUCCGCAAUCGCGAUCUCCAAGGCUUCCUGCGCAAUCUCCAGCAGCCCAUCGACGACGACGACGACGAAGCCGCCUCCACUGCCGUCUGCACUCGAUCGGUGUCGUCCAGCAACACGAGCAACGCCACCACGACCGUCGAAGCGCGCCGAACGACGACGACGCGCAGCAGUUCGCAGCUGUUGUCGAGCGUCAGGGCCCUCGAGACGGACUGCCGUAACAAGGACGCGAUAAUCGCGGCUCUGGCCGAGGAGCUCAAGAGGGACGUCGUUGCCAAGGAGUCGAAACUUCGAGGAUUUCAGGUGGUGGCCAAUGGAGGCAAGGGAGCAGCGAGAUUCAGCAAGAUGGACUCGGCGGUGGGCUUCUUCGUCAUCGCUCUCAUACUGGUGUCGCACGUGCAAAAGUCCGAGCUCGCCCUGUACCUGAGGCAGUCGAGGACGAUACUGCAGUCGUCGCUCGACGGCUCGGUUCGAUUAUCGGCUGCUCUCUGGGAGCUGCUGCAAGAGAAAUCGACGGAACUCUACGAACGUUACGCGCUCGGAGCAGCGAUGUUAUCCAACGAGAUACUGUCGUCGAGCGAAAAAUUAUUCGCGGCUUCGCGAGUCGCUAGACUCUGGCGAUUCUUGGAGCCCAAGACCGAUCUCAUAUUCUGCAUGUACGCAUUGGCGAGCUUGGCGCUGGCGAUCGUCGUCGUAGGCAGGAGGAGACGACGAUUUCUCUGCAAUUACACCAGCAGCAGCAGCAUGCCUCGCUGCAAAUUACUGCUGACCCUCUAUCAGUUCUUCUGCGCCCUGCUGAAGAUCGUCGAGGAGCGCAUCUACUCGUCCAAGCUGUUCUGGCUGCUGGUGGGUUUCUGCACUCACGCGCUCCUCUUCAAUUUGCUCUACUUCAAGGAGGACCUGAGGCAGCUCGUGCACGGCUUCGGUCUCCAUUGUCAGAGAGAUCAUCAGCAUCAUCACAAGCAGAGAAUUGUGCUGAGCAAGGAUCGAGUGCAGAGCGGUAUCGGCAACGAAUCGUCGUAUUAUUCGUCCCUCUGGUCUUUGGCCUGUUUUUACCUUUCCAAGUUCAACGACGAGUUGCAGCCUCUUGUUAAUUAUGUAUCUCGCGGCUUCAAGCGAUAUUUUUAA